AAUUUUUGAAAAAUGGAUAUAGAUCGACAUAUAGCAACACUUUUGGGAGGUGGAUGUUUACCAGAGAGAGAUUUGAAAUUGAUUUGUGAUAGAGCAAAGGAAAUAUUUCUUGAAGAAUCAAAUGUAUAGCCAGUUAGAGCUCCUGUAAAUGUAUGUGGUGAUAUUCAUGGUAUGAAUUGAAUAUGAAUUAUAGGUCAAUUCUAUGACUUGUAAGCAUUAAUGAAAGAAGGAGGAGACAUUCCUACAUCAAACUAUAUUUUUAUUGGAGAUUUUGUUGAUAGAGGGUAUAAUUCAGUUGAAACAAUGGAAUAUCUAUUAUGUUUAAAAGGUAAUGAUGAAGAUAAUUUUCAGUUAAAUAUCCUGGGAACAUUAUGUUGCUAAGAGGAAAUCAUGAAUCUCGUUAAUGCACUUAGGUGUAUGGUUUUUAUGAAGAAUUACUUCGUAAAUACGGUAAUUGUAGUCCAUGGAGACUAUUUAUGGAUGUUUUUGAUUGUUUACCUUUGGGAGCAUUGAUUGAAGGAUAAAUAUUAUGUGUACAUGGUGGUUUAUCACCUGAUAUGAGAACAAUAGAUCAGAUAAGGACAAUAGAUAGAAAAGUAUUUAUAAAUAAUUAUAAUUUCUCCCAUUAUAGAUAGAGAUUCCACAUGAAGGACCUUUUUGUGAUCUAAUGUGGUCUGAUCCUGAAGAAGUUGAAUAUUGGGCAGUUAACUCUAGAGGAGCAGGUUAUCUAUUUGGAGCCAAAGUUACAAAAGAGUUUUGUAGACUUAAUGAUCUUACUUUAAUAUGUAGAGCACAUCAAUUGGUUAUGGAAGGAUACAAAUAUUGGUUCCCAGUAUUAUUUAUUUAAUAUUAUUAGGAUUAAAAUUUAGUUACUGUAUGGUCAGCACCAAAUUAUUGUUAUAGAUGUGGCAAUAUUGCUUCAAUCUUAUGUUUGGAUGAAAACUUGAAUUAGACAUGGAAGACUUUUAAAGAAGUCCCUGAAAGUGCCAAGAGUGUUAAUCCAAAAAGUGUAUUGCCAUACUUCUUAUGAAGUAUAUACAUCAAAUAUAUUUUGAUACUUCUUAUGAAGUAUAAUAUAAUAUUAAUCGAA
Molecule: messenger RNA, 1090 nt
Organism: Paramecium sonneborni
Lineage: Eukaryota; Ciliophora; Oligohymenophorea; Peniculida; Parameciidae
Source: the annotation of a GenBank genome assembly